AAAUGCAGAGACACGUGCGGGCGCGGAUCCCGGAGGGCCCCGCCCCCAAGUUGGCGCUUGCGCAUUGGGUACGCAGUCUGUACGCAAGCGCGCGCUUCUGGGCGGAAGCGGCAGUCCCUGCUGCACGUGGGCUCCCCGGCGAUGGAGGAGUCGAUGCAGACUGAAACCAAGGUACGCCCCGAGUCUGGAGCAGAGUCUGGCCCUCGGAGCCCAAGCUGUACUCUCCGGCACUUUGCCUGCGAACAAAACUUGUUGUCCCGGCCCGAUGGCUCUGCUUCUUUCCUGCAAGGGGAUACCUCCGUCCUGGCAGGUGUGUACGGCCCAGCCGAGGUGAAGGUCCGCAAAGAGAUCUUCAACAAGGCCACACUGGAGGUGAUCCUGAGGCCCAAGAUCGGGCUGCCGGGUGUAGCGGAGAAGAGCCGGGAGCGACUGAUCAGAAACACGUGCGAAGCAGUAGUGCUGGGAGCGCUGCACCCCCGCACCUCCAUAACUGUGGUGUUGCAGGUCGUCAGUGAUGCAGGCUCUCUCCUGGCCUGCUGCCUGAAUGCUGCCUGCAUGGCACUGGUGGAUGCGGGUGUGCCCAUGCGGGCCCUCUUCUGUGGGGUCACCUGUGCUCUGGACUCCGAUGGGACCCUCAUGCUGGACCCCACAGCCAAGCAAGAAAAGGAGGCCCGGGCGGUCCUGACCUUUGCUCUUGACAAUGUGGAACGGAAGCUGCUGAUGUCCACCACCAAGGGACUCUACUCAGAUGCUGAGCUCCAGCAGUGCCUGGCUGCAGCCCAGACUGCCUCCCAACACGUCUUCCGCUUCUACCGGGAAUCGCUGCAGAGGCGUUACUCCAAGAGCUGAGGCAGCCAAGAGUCGAGGCAGGCCAGGGCAGGUGCCCCUCCCGCCACCGCCCACUCCCUCCAGCACCAACUAAACCAGCAGCCUGGCCCUGCCUGUCUGUCCUUGUGCGUGGGGGUGAGCUUGUGGCUCUGUCACUGCAGGAGCCCCUAACCUGCCAGGAAUGUGUGGCUAAUAGCCCCAGGGUCUGCCCCACCCCAAGAAAAUGGAUCAUGCAUUUAUUGAAUGAACCUACUCAUCCCAAUAGCCCUGCAAGGCCUGUUACAGUGUGUGGGCCCUACCAGGUGCUGAGGCCAUGGCAAUGUAUGGGACCCAGGUCCUGGGUUUUGAGAAGCAGUGCUGUGAUAGACAAAUAAAAUUGGUGUUUGUUGGA
Phacochoerus africanus (Common warthog) is the source of this 1219-nucleotide messenger RNA. It is a transcript of the gene EXOSC5, whose product is annotated as exosome component 5. Bases 142 to 849 code for a protein of 235 amino acids. Gene Ontology annotation, biological process: poly(A)-dependent snoRNA 3'-end processing; rRNA catabolic process; U4 snRNA 3'-end processing. The transcript is spliced from 6 exons. Gene Ontology annotation, cellular component: nuclear exosome (RNase complex); nucleolus; cytoplasmic exosome (RNase complex). NCBI's taxonomy places the organism in Eukaryota, Metazoa, Chordata, Mammalia, Artiodactyla, Suidae. The record is from RefSeq and is a predicted model, not a curated record.